Messenger RNA from Hansenula anomala, 1281 nucleotides. RefSeq names its product methionine aminopeptidase (gene MAP2). NCBI's taxonomy places the organism in Eukaryota, Fungi, Ascomycota, Saccharomycetes, Phaffomycetales, Wickerhamomycetaceae. Gene Ontology annotation, biological process: proteolysis. The coding region runs from base 1 to 1281 and encodes 426 amino acids. The record is from RefSeq and is a predicted model, not a curated record. The transcript is spliced from 2 exons. Gene Ontology annotation, molecular function: metalloaminopeptidase activity.
AUGUCGAAAGUUGAAGCUGAAGGCACCAACGGUGAUAAACCUGCUGAGUCAACAGAAAAGAUUGCUGAAAAUAUUGAAAAAUUAAAUGUUGAAAAUGAAGAAGAUGAUGGUGAAGAAGAGGAAGUGAAUGGCGAAGGUGCUGCUCCAUCUGGUGAAAAAAAGAAGAAAAAAAAGAAGAAGAAUAAUAAAAAGAAGAAGAAGACCAUUGUACCAAUUACUCAAAUUUAUCCAGAUGAAAAAUAUCCAGAAGGUGAAUGGCAAGAAUAUAAAGACACAAAUAAUUUCAGAACAACUAAUGAAGAGAAAAGGUAUUUGGAUAGACAAGACGAUUCAAGAUGGAAUGAUUUCAGAAAAGGUGCUGAAAUUCAUCGUCGUGUUAGAAAACAUUUAAAUAAUGUUUUACAACCAGGUUUAACAACAACUGAAAUUGCAGAAACUAUUGAAAAUUCAGUUAGAACAUUCAUGAAUGAAGAAGAUACUAAAAAAGCUGGUAUCGGUUUCCCAACUGGUGUUUCUUUAAACCAUUGUGCUGCACAUUAUACACCAAAUGCAGGUGAUAAAACCGUUUUAAAAUAUGAAGAUGUUAUGAAGGUUGAUUAUGGUAUUCAUGUUAAUGGUUAUAUCGUUGAUUGUGCCUUUACAAAGACAUUUGAUCCAAAGUAUGAUACUUUAUUGAAAGCCGUUAAGGCAGCUACCAAUACUGGUAUUAAAGAGGCUGGUAUUGAUGUUAGAUUAACUGAUAUUGGUGAAGCUAUUCAAGAAACAAUGGAAAGUUAUGAAGUUGAGUUAGAUGGUGAAACAUAUCCAGUUAAAUGUAUACGUAACUUGAAUGGUCAUAACAUUGCUCCAUAUCAUAUUCAUGGUGGUAAAUCAGUUCCAAUUGUUAAAAAUGGAGAUGAAACUAAAAUGGAGGAAGGUGAAGUGUUUGCUAUUGAAACUUUUGGUUCCACUGGUAGAGGUUAUGUUAUCCCUGAAGGUGAAUGUUCUCAUUAUGCUAAAAACGUUGAUGCUCCACAUAUUCCAUUAAGAUUAAACAAGGCAAAGACAUUAUUGGCAAAUAUUGAUAAACAUUUUGGUACUUUACCAUUCUGUCGUAGAUACUUGGAUAGAAUUGGUGAAGAUAAAUAUUUAUUUGCAUUAAACAGUUUAGUCAAGGCUGGUAUUGUUCAAGAUUAUCCUCCAUUAAAUGAUUCAAGAGGUUCGUACACUGCACAAUAUGAACAUACUAUUUUAUUACAUCCAACCCAAAAGGAAGUUGUGAGUAGAGGUGAGGAUUAUUGA